Solea solea (common sole) is the source of this 2032-nucleotide messenger RNA. RefSeq names its product transcription factor Sox-10-like. Gene Ontology annotation, cellular component: nucleus. Gene Ontology annotation, molecular function: RNA polymerase II cis-regulatory region sequence-specific DNA binding; DNA-binding transcription factor activity, RNA polymerase II-specific. The record is from RefSeq and is a predicted model, not a curated record. Gene Ontology annotation, biological process: neural crest cell migration; morphogenesis of an epithelium; negative regulation of transcription by RNA polymerase II. The transcript has 4 exons. Lineage: Eukaryota; Metazoa; Chordata; Actinopteri; Pleuronectiformes; Soleidae. The coding region runs from base 383 to 1885 and encodes 500 amino acids.
CACUUUCAAUCACUUUUUUUUUCUCCCGGUCCUUCUCACAAGGCGCUCUUUAAGCUCCGCUGUCGCCACACAGAGCAGCCAUUCAUCGGCUCCACAGUCGGCCACACACUCCCAUGUUGAACCACUGGACAUCUAAAUUGGUGUAGCUGUUUUUUCUGAGGAGGAUUUCCAGCUCAGACUGGGGAGGAUUUGGACACUUUUACGCAGCAGCAUGACUUUGCCUGGAAAGAGUCCGCAGUAAUUGGAUCAUCGUAGACUCCGAACAGCGUGUUCAGUUAAAACUAUUUCAUCGCUCUCGAUAGUUUGGACACGAUCUAUAACUUCUUUUUUAUUUUGUAUUCAGUUUUGACUUUUCGUUUGCUGAAAUUUAAAAAUAAUAAUUAUGUCGGGAGAGGAGCACAGCCUGUCCGAGGCGGAGAUGAGUCCCGGAGGGUCAGACGACGGUCACUCACUGUCACCGACUCAACCCGGAGCGUCACACGGCCAAGGAUCACCUCUGCCCGGGCCGCCGCAGCAGCUGACCGCGCUCUGCGUCGCGGACGGCGUCGGGGAUGAUGGAGAUGGAUCCAGGGCCAAAUCAGAGGAAGAUGACGAUCGCUUUCCGAUCGGAAUCAGAGAAGCGGUCAGUCAGGUGCUGGACGGAUAUGACUGGACUCUUGUGCCAAUGCCGGUGCGCGUUAACAACGGAAACAAAUCAAAGCCCCACGUCAAGAGGCCCAUGAACGCCUUCAUGGUGUGGGCUCAGGCGGCGAGGAGGAAACUGGCUGACCAGUACCCCCACCUGCACAACGCGGAGCUCAGCAAGACCCUGGGCAAACUGUGGAGACUGCUGAACGAGAACGACAAGAGGCCAUUCAUCGAAGAGGCGGAGAGGCUGAGGAAACAGCACAAGAAGGACUACCCGGAGUACAAGUACCAGCCCCGGAGACGCAAAAACGGCAAACUAUUGCCUCCCAGUGAGUCUGAUAUCCAAGGGGAAGGAGAGGCCAGCCACUCCCAGUCUCACUACAAGACCCUGCAUCUGGAGCAUAAUGGUGGGGCUGGUUCUCCCCUGGGUGACCUGCACCACCACCACCAUCACCACCACCAUCCUGCUGGUCAGGGUCACAGCCCACCAACGCCCCCCACCACACCCAAGACAGAGCUCCAGUCUGGAAAACUGUCUGAUACCAAAAGGGAUGGGGCAACAGGAGCGGCCGGAGGAUCAGGAGGGUCCAGAGGAGCCCUGGGGGUGGGAGCUGAAGGUGCAUCCGGUGGUCCCUCUUCAUCGGGUGCUAAACCGCACAUCGACUUUGGCACGAUGGACAUCGGUGAAAUCAGCCAUGAGGUGAUGUCCAACAUCGAGCCAUUUGACGUGAAUGAGUUUGACCAGUACCUCCCUCCCAAUGGCCACCCACAGAGUGGACCCGGGGCCCCUUCAGCCGGCUCUUCUGCCUCGUCUUAUGCCUAUGCCUUGGCUGCGGCGAGCGGGCACUCAGCCUGGCUCUCCAAACAGCAGCAGCAGCCUCAGGCCUCACCAUCGUCCUCUGACCCCUCUAAGGCCCAGAUCAAGAGCGAGUCAGCUUCUGGGAGCCACUAUGCUGAGGCCUCAUCCUCUCCUUCCUCAGGCACCCAUGUCACCUACACCCCGCUCAGCCUCCCUCACUACGGCUCCGCCUUCCCCUCGCUGGCCUCCAGGGCUCAGUUUGAGUACGGAGAGCACCAGGCCCCUGGGGCGUACUAUGCCCACUCCAGCCAGGCCCCAGGGCUGUACUCAGCCUUCUCCUACAUGGGCCCUACACAGAGGCCUCUGUACACUACCAUAGGUGACCCCUCCAGCGUGGCCCCCUCUCACAGCCCCACACAUUGGGAGCAGCCUGUUUACACCACACUCACAAGACCCUGAGGGAGACCAGCUGAGCAGAGGGAAAUAUGGGAAGCGUGUGAGUGGAUCUGUGUGACUGCAAAUAUGUGAGAGUGUGUGUGUGCGUGUGUGUGUGAGUCUAUGCCAUACUGAUGUUAUGUUAGAGGUUUUUACUUUUUUAGCCAAUAA